AUGGGAUGGAAUCCUUACAAUCAGUUUCAUGGCGAUGCCAAUGAAAAUAUAAUUAAGGCACAUGCCGAUAUUAUAGCUGAUAAAGGAUAUUUGGACGUUGGUUAUAGAUACAUAAAUCUUGAUGAUGGCUGGCAAGGUCCUAUUCGAUUGGCUCUCGCAAGCUAUAUACACAGCAAAGGCUUACUUUUUGGAAUUUAUUCAGAUGCUGGAUAUAAAACUUGUGGUGGAAGUCCUGGAUCACUAGGUUUCGAAACAAUAGAUGCGGAAACAUUCGUAGAAUGGGGUGUUGACUAUUUAAAGUAUGAUAAUUGCAACAAUGAUGGAAGACCUGAACCAGAACGUUUCCAAGUAACAACUAAAGGCAAUAAAUCUCAAAUUUUCUAUAAUAUCGUCGAAUGGGGAACCAGUAACCCUUGGUUAUGGGGACCUGCUAUCGGUAAUAGUUGGAGAACUUCUGUUGAUAUUGACGCGUUUUGGCCAUCAAUCAUAUCGAUAAUUGAUUCGCAAGCAAGACUUACUCAAUAUGGAAAACCAGGAGGUUGGAAUGAUCCUGAUAUGCUCGUAGUAGGCUUUCCGGCGAUACCUUUCCAAGAACAAGUAACUCAUUUUUGCUUUUGGGCUGCUCUGAAGGCUCCUUUAAUACUCGGAUAUGAUCUCAGUAACGAACAAGUUGUUAAUGGGACAAUAAAAGAUUUAAUGACAAAUAUUGAUAUAAUUUCUGUGAAUCAAGAUCCCCUUGGAAAAUCUGUAUGUCAGGUUCACUAUGUAACUAAUGGUGCGACUUCUUUUGAUAUUUGGACCGGACCGCUUAGUGAUGGAUAUGUUGCACAUAUUACAUUGGAUUUUAAGAAUCAUUGCCGUCUUACGGGUAAUAUUUUGAUUCGGGAUCUUGUGAAACAAACGAAUAUCGGAAAUUUUACUACUGAUAGUUAUACUGCUACAAAUAUUCCAAGACAUGGUGUAGCAUUUUUAAAACUUAUCGGUGGGGAUGUUGUUAAUGGCACUUCUCCAUGCCUUUAUAACGUAUAA
This is a messenger RNA of Racocetra persica, 1029 nucleotides long. NCBI's taxonomy places the organism in Eukaryota, Fungi, Glomeromycota, Glomeromycetes, Diversisporales, Gigasporaceae. The record is from the annotation of a GenBank genome assembly.